Messenger RNA from Onthophagus taurus, 5392 nucleotides. RefSeq names its product putative ATP-dependent RNA helicase TDRD12. NCBI's taxonomy places the organism in Eukaryota, Metazoa, Arthropoda, Insecta, Coleoptera, Scarabaeidae. The record is from RefSeq and is a predicted model, not a curated record. Gene Ontology annotation, biological process: germ-line stem cell division. Gene Ontology annotation, molecular function: ATP binding; nucleic acid binding.
CAUUCAAACAUAUAUCUCAUAUGCAUAGUAGAAGUAUACAAAUUGACGUUUAGUUGAUUACAAUGAAGUUAAAGCAAGUUGUAGUGGAAAGAAUCGUAGAUUCCUUCUUUUUUUACAUUCGAGACUUCAAAGAUAUAUCUAAAUUGGAUGAAAUUAAAAGUCGUUUACAACGUUUAUCUGAAAAAUCUAAUUUUAUCCAUGCAGAAUCAGAUCAGUUAGUUGCUUUAGUAGACGAAACCAUAUUUAAAAGGGCCGUUGUGGUUAAAAGUGAUAAUGGAGGUUAUCACUGCUGGUUAUUGGAUUAUGGCGUCUAUAUUACAACCGACCGGGUUUAUAAAUUACCUGAAGAACUUUGUUCUACACCACCAACAAUUAAGAUAGCAACUUUAAAUAAUGUUGUUGGGUUACAUAACGUGUUUAAUUUUGAAACAAAUAAAAACGAUACCAUUUGGAAACCUUACUUUAGUAGCGUCACUGAAAGAUUCAUCGAAAAGAAGCUUUCCGAAGCUAAAAAAGUGUAUUUUUCCGAAGAACACACGUUUAUGGAUAUGUUAUGUGGAAAUUUUAUAUUCGAAAUGACCGAUGGUGUUACUUUAAAUUUGGGAUCCUUACUUUUAGAGGAAGGUCACGUUAUGGUGGAUAAUGAAAAGUUUUUGGGAGGCCUGCAAAAAUCUACACAAAAAAUUCCAGUUACCAUAAAACCUGAAGAAGAAGAAGAUUUUUGUCCAGAUGAACCUUGCCAACUUGAAGGAAUAGGUCGUGGAAGAAGUCGUCCCAAGUUAUCGAUAAAUAAAAAGCGCGACGUUGAUAAUUGGCUAAAUUGUAUGGAUAAAUCGUUAACACAAGAUGAAGAAUGUUCGGUAAAAGAUCAAGAUUCAUCCUUAAACAGAAGCUUUUUAUCUGAUAAUAACCCAAAUAUUGAUGAUUCAUCUCAUAUGCUAGCUUCUACCAGUUCAACUUCAAUGAAUGCAAAUAUUUCAAGUGGUUCAAUAAAUUUAGAAAGUAAAUCUCCGCCAAAGAAAUCGGGGGGACGAGGCGAAUUGUUAAAAAAGUUGAGUUGUGAAGUAAAUAAACAAGAUGUUCAAAAAGAUUUUAAUCUUUCAACAACUAAAAUUCAAUGUGAUGAUUUAAAUCCAAGUGAGGGAUCUAAAAUAAAAAAUAAGAGUAUUAGUCCUUGCGAAUUAAGGAAGAUUUUAUCAAACUUUAAACAGAAAUCGUUAAAAUCUGAAGCAACGUCUUUAAAAUCUGAUUUAAAAACUCAAUCAAAUUCUGAUUCAAACUUUUCGAAAUCAUCAAAAUCGUCUAGUUCUUCUUCAAACAGAAAGAUUGUUUAUUCAACAGAUACUAUUUCAUCAUCUUCCGAGGCAAAUAGCGUUAUAUCGCAUGGGGUUGAACCAAUCAAUUCGUCAGAUCAUGGUGAUUUGAAAGGGGUUGUAAUGAAAAAUAAUUUUGACUGUAAAUGCGAAAAUUGCAAAAAAUUUUUUGAUGACGAUCCCAUUGAAACUAGAAAAGUUUUCGCAGACGAAGUUAAAGUAGUUGAUAAUUUCGUAAAAGGAAAACCACUACUGCUCUUAAAAACCGAACUUAAUCAAUCAGAAAUCAAAAUUCUUAAGAAUAAGAAUCGAUAUCAAACAAAAAUUGAAAAAGAUAUGUCGCCGAAUCUAUUAAUUCAUUCGCCUGGUCAGCUACCAGAUCCAAUUGCAAACAUUUGUAGCGUUCCUUUUGUGAAACCUAUUCAUCAUGCGUUAACAAGAAACCAAUUUAAAACCCCAAAAUCGAUACAAAUGUACAUGUGGCCAAUAUUAAUGCGAACAAUGAAUGCUUGUAUUAUUAAUAAUCAGGAUACGGGAAAAACAAUGUGUUAUUUGCCCGCUUUGUUAUCAUUUUUGAUGCAAAAGGAUGAACGUUAUCCUUUUUUACCAAAGGAACCUAGUCCUAUAGCUGUUAUUCUUAUGGACAGUAUAAAAGGGGUAGAAAAAAUAUGCUAUUCCUUAGAUCGAAUUUUAGAUCAGACUAAAAAAAAUUUUAAUAUAAUGUCCUUAGUACCUCCAAUGGAUGAUACAUCUCUCAAUAAACUAAAAAAGGCUGAUUUAAUCGUUUCAACCCCCAUUAUAUUUACAAGAAUCCUAAUGAGUCGCAUAAUUAAUUUAAAAAGAUUAUGUCAUUUAGUUAUUGAAAAUAUCGAUAAAAUCCUCGAGCAAACACCCCAAGAAUUAACCAAUAUCGCUAAAGCAACACAAAGUAUGUUAGAACAUCGUAUUUUUGUUAACACUGUCCAUAUGGUAAUGACUUCAAUAAAAUGGACAAUCCCAUUGGAAAAUUUUAUAAAGAGUAUGGAAAGCACUCCAGUUAUUUGCAUUGGAUCCCAUUUAGAAAGCGCUAUUUACGCUAAAGCAAAUAUUGAAAUACAUUUUAUUAAACAAGACGAAAAAAGAAAACGAAUUGUUGCAAUGUUAAAACAAUAUUCGAAAGACUUAAAAACAGUUAUUGUUUGCAAUAAUGAUGAAGAAGUUGACGAACUUGAGAGAUAUUUUCAAAUAAUGGGUAUUAGUGUUAUUUCAUCUAAAAGAAGCUCGAAUAAGGAAGAAAUCGUGGAAAAAGAAAUUUUAUGGAUGUCUACUCCUAUGAAUAAUAAUUCAGUUUUGAUCUCUACAUAUUGCGUUUUGGAGAGCGAACUAAGCAUAACGACCGCUCAAAUUUUAAUACAUUACUCACUACCUGAAGAGUCUUGGUCAUCAUUUGGAAGAAGUUUCAAAUCUGUAAUAGACACCCAUGAUUCACCUUUUAACACGAAAUUUAACCGAUCAGAAGCAGUUAAAAUUCACAUUUUUGUCGAUGAAAGUUGUAGUAAACAAUUUCCAAGAUUGUACUACUUUUUAAGAGAAAUGAAAACCAUUCUACCAGAUAAUUUUAAACAAUUUUGCCAGGAAGUGGAAAAAGACGAAGAAUCGUUAAAGAUUGAAAAUAACGUUGCGAUAUGUGAACGUUUAAAAUUGAUGGGAGAGUGUAAAACGUUUCGUUGUAAGAAACGUCAUUUAUUCUCGGCGAAGUUGGAUUUAACCGAAGACGUACCAAAUGCGGGAAUAAUCAAAUUUAAAGUGUUAAACGUUGCUGAUGUUACCCGAUUUGGUAUAAAAGUAUUAGAAUGGUGGGGAACCGAUAAAAAUAAAUUAAAUGUACGCGAUUAUACGAAUUUAGUUACAAAAGAACUCUAUAAAUGCGUGACGGCAAAUAAAACGAUGGUUACCGAUGUACAGGUCGGUCGUUUAUAUGUAUAUUUUGACGCAAAAGAAGUAACAUAUCAUCGAUGCGUUGUACUAAAAAUACUUACGAGACUAAAGAUUACAAACGCUGCGGACAGAAUUAAAAUUAAAUUAAUCGAUGACGGCGUUGAAAAGAAAGAUGUCGGUGCAAGGGCACUUUUCGAAUUAGCACCCGAAUAUUUGGAUGUGCCACCGCAAAGUUUAGAAGGUAUACUUGCGAAUAUAGUACCACUCGAACGAGACACAGAAUGGAAUUUCAGAAGUAAACUUAAAGCUGAAAAAAUUCUAAAUUCAGCUAUAGAAAAAUAUCCAAACGCGUAUUUUGUGGCGAAAAUUGUGUUGCAAGUUGGCGAAACACUUUGGUUAGAAGAUUUGUUGAUGCGUGAAGAUAUUUCAUCCUCGAAAGAAGUUGUAACCUUGCUUAGUUUUAAAAAGAAAUUGUCUUCUUUGGAUAUUGUAGAUGUUGAUGAAAGUGUUUUGCAAAAAUUGAAAGGAAUUUGUGCAAAAUCUGGAUUGGAUUUGCCAUGUUAUGAUAUUGACAAUAGUGUUAAAUCGACUACUAAAUGUGUUCAACAAAUUAAACCACAAUGGGCUUAUUUAGAUACGCAACCUGACAUUUUUAACGUUGUUUAUUUUAGUCAUGCAUUUUCGCCUGAAAAAUUUUAUGUGAAAUUGGAAAAAUAUUUCGAUUUAUACUUACAAUUGGAAGAUGAAAUUCAAGCGGCCAUUAAAAAACCGUUUUAUCCAGAAAAUGAGCAAGUUAUUGUCGGUAAUUGUUACUUAGGAAAAGAUUCCGGAUCAACUGCUUAUAAUAGAGUUCUAAUAACAGAAAUCAAUGAUGAAAUUGCGUCAUGUUUCUUUGUUGAUUUUGGAGAUGUUGCAGAAAUUCACAUAAAUGAUUUGAAAUAUCUUUCAAAUGAACAUAUUUCUAAACUUCCCUUUCAGGCUAUUGAAUGUGAAUUAUAUGGAAUACUACCAAUAACCGAAACUUGGCAAAAAGAAUCUUCAGAUGUUCUUUAUAAAUACUGCUUCCUACCCGACACAGAUAUUUUCCGCGAUUUGUUAGUAAACGUAAUCGAUUCAAAAUCAACGAAUUACUCUACAAAGUAUUCAGUAGCUUUAUUGGAUAAUUACGAUAAUAAACAGACAUUUAUCAACAAGAUUUUAAUUGAUUGCGGAUUUGCAAUUGAUAAUAAAACGGCAAAACUUGAAGACGUUAUUUUACCAUCCCUUAAUUUCAAUGAGGAUGAUGAUCAGUUUUCAAGUGAUGAUGAGAAUGAAAAUAUUGCUAAUCAAAAGUACAAUAUCAGCGAUGACGACAUAAAAAAGAUUGACGAGAUUAUACCGGAUAAAAAUGAUGUGAUUGAAGAUGAGGACGAAAUGUAUGCAGAUAUCGAUCGGUGUAGUUUUUUAAAUGGUGGUUGGGAUUUUUGUUGUACAGAUUUUCGAACGUUUAUGAAAGAAAUAACUCAAAAUAGUAGAGUUAAACCAACACCCAAAAAAACAUCAACAUCUCAAGAUUCGAAUUUUUAUAUUCCUAUUAAAGCUGCAUCCCAAAAUUUUUACGCCCCUCAAUUGCUUUGGUAUCAAACCAAAACGCAAAUUUUUUUGGAUAUCCAACUAGAGAAUGUCGAAAACUUCACAGCUUUAGUGCUUAAGAAAAAAGUUUUCGUUUUUAAAACGAUUUUAAACGAAAAGGAAUAUGUUUUGAAUUUAUCGCUUUUUAAUAACGUUAGUAAUCUCAUUAAAAAAGAUAAUAACGGACGGAGUGUUAAGGUGGUAUUAACUAAAAUUGAGGAAAAAGAAUGGGAUAAGUUGGUGGACACAAAUGAAAAAAUGAGGAAUAUUAAAUAUGAUUUUAAUAAACUUAAAGACGAGGAAAUUAAAAAGAGAAAAUUUUUGGAUUUAGGUCUUGAUGACGAUGACGAGAGCGAUGAAAAUUUACCAUUGUAUUAUAAUUUAAGUUCUGAAGAAUCUGAUUCGGAUUCAGAAAAUUGUGAUGACGUUAGAUAAAAAGUUGUUAAGAAUUCUCAAUAUUUUAAGAAAAAAAAGGUGUUAUGGUAAAUAGUUUAGUUUUUCAUUUGUACACAAUCUUUAUUCAUACAUAAUAAAGAAAAAAAAAACUUAAA